AAUCAAGUAAAGAUAUGACAGAUCUUAAAAGUGAGGUAGCUAACAAACUAGAUAUGGUAUUUGAAGUUAGUGAAGUGCUUAGUCAAGAAAAUGACAAAUAUAAGGUCAAAUUUGAUGAACUAAAGGCACAAAAGUUACAAGAACCACUUCAAAAUAAUAAUGUUAAUUUAGAGACACAAGAGUUACAAGAACUACUUCAAAAUAAUAAUAUUAAUCUAGAAGCACAAGAGUUAUAA
This is a messenger RNA of Scutellospora calospora, 236 nucleotides long. NCBI's taxonomy places the organism in Eukaryota, Fungi, Glomeromycota, Glomeromycetes, Diversisporales, Gigasporaceae. The record is from the annotation of a GenBank genome assembly.